This is a messenger RNA of Pseudo-nitzschia multistriata, 1925 nucleotides long. NCBI's taxonomy places the organism in Eukaryota, Bacillariophyta, Bacillariophyceae, Bacillariales, Bacillariaceae. The record is from the annotation of a GenBank genome assembly.
AGUCACUCUGUCAUUCAUGGAAGGUGAGUUAUGUUUUGUUCUGUUGUGUUCUAUUGUCAUAUUUCUCYAUUGUUUCAGCCUAUCAUGCUCAUCACUACUAAUUAUUUUCUGUUCAAAUUUCGUAGACCUUUUCCCAUGGUUGGUAAUUAUUUUGCCAACUGUUUCAUUCAUUUCGAGCCGUACGAACCCAUCGAAUCAGAGGGGUAUUCGUAUGAGCCGGAGACUGACAUUCCACCUUAUCUUAUACCUGGUUCUGCAUGGGAAGCAGAAUGGUGGAAAUUAAAUCCUGAAGGAUGGACAGGUGUAAGUUAUUUUUUUCUACAAUUCGGAGUACAGAUUAUGAGCUAUCCAAUCAAUUGUUUUUYGUGUUUCAUGAUUCAUUUCAAAAACUUACCUACUUCUUCAUUUCAGAAAWCAAAAACMGCAUCCACACUAGAACUCAGAAAGGUCGCAAUCAAAGGAGACACAAUCCGAUUCAGGUCAAURGUCAAUGCGAACCCAGAUCUGUUGCAUGCUCAAGAUAAAAAUGGAUGGACAGUCAUCCACGAAGCGGCACGAAGUGGAGACGUUGAAAUAAUCGAGCUCAUMCUAGAGCUAGGCGUCGACAUGAACCUUCUGACAGACCACGGCUUUUCACCCUUGCGCGUCGCUCGGGAAUUUGGCGAGAAUGCGGAGGUGAUAAAGUAUUUCGAAAGUAUCGGGGCCAAAGAUAUUAAAUUCGACGAAGAACUAUGAAUAAAUGUAGGAAAAACACGGGGAAAUAAAUCACSYAUGUUACCGUUUGGCUGAUAAGAAYGUCGAAAUUCAAAAYAGGAUAGGAAGUUUUGUAACUAUAGAGAAAGAUAUUUGCUACUCGAUAACAUAAAGUCCAGUCUGCGAUGUACAGUGGAAGUCGCGAGACAAAAGACAAUAAAUUACUGGAAUGCGUCAGGCUCAUCGAAAAAACUAGCUGGCUUUUUCUCCUCGUCUUCCUUCUUCGAUUCUGUCGUAGGGAUCAAUUCAUCUGCAGGAAUGCCAUCCUCUUCUUCUGUUAGUGACUCGCUAUCGGAAGAAAACAGCCCCCGAAGACUCUUUUUKGUUUURAGACGUGUUACCUCGGCCUGCAUAAAAUAUUUCAAAAGUUUACAUCGAGCUGAGUGGUCCUUGGCCUCCAAAACCUUUUGCAUCGUAAGCGAUGACUCGAGUACCAAGGGUUGGAGCUCAAUAGCCAUGCGUUUUUGUAGUUCCUGUAGUUCGAGCUGGAGUUCGGGCGACAAGUCACCAAAUCCAAUGGCACUAGGGAGUUCAUCUUGUUUGAGACCCCUUUCUUUCUGUAGAAAUUUUUUCAAUUUCUCUUGGAAUUCUUGCUGCAGCUCGUUUUGACGCGAAACAAGUCGUUGUUCUAUGAAACUUUGCCACAACCUGAUUGUUUGCCAGAGUCCGUCCUCGCCUGCUCCGUCACUGACCGCAAGAGUGGACUUGGCCGCAUUCGUGAACCGCACGUCUUCCUCUAACUCGUGUUGCAGAUCCACAACCUUCGAAAAGAUGAUUCGCAAAUCGUUCUCGUCUUUCGUGGUUGCAGCUGCUACUACGGCACCGUAUGGAUUGCCUGCCAUUGGUUCAUCUUUUGGCUCGUCGUCCUUGCCCGAAUCGUCGAUAAUGGUUCCCUCGGCCUUCAAGUAGGACUCUCGGGUCUCCCAAACCUCUGGAUUCAAAAUUUUGUUGAUGGUGACCCGGCCCGUCACUUUGUGGUUGCAAAUGUAUUUGAUCUGAUCCUGAGUCUGUUCACUUACUUCUUUUAGAUCCUCCAAUUCAAACAAAACACCAGUUCGGGCRAAACGCCCUUGCUCGGUAGGGUGAGAGGUCACAACGCAGAACCGUUUCGUCCCGUUCAUCAAAAUAUCAGUGUACAUUUGUCGGUAACGAGGCUCAAAAAUGUUCAACAC